Molecule: messenger RNA, 4005 nt
Organism: Diprion similis
Lineage: Eukaryota; Metazoa; Arthropoda; Insecta; Hymenoptera; Diprionidae
Product: synaptic vesicle glycoprotein 2B-like
Exons: 12
Coding region: 983-3064 (693 amino acids)
Biological process (GO): transmembrane transport
Cellular component (GO): membrane
Molecular function (GO): transmembrane transporter activity
Source: RefSeq, a predicted model, not a curated record
CAAAAAAUCGAUUGAAUAAGUUAAUUUUUUUUAAAUUAAGUGGCGCAAUUGUAAGAGUAGGAACUACAUAACUCUGACGCAACCUGUGAUUAGCAGGAAGUUCAAGUUCAGUUUCAGUUAACUCUGUAACGUUCAGUGUAUAUAAUAUAACGGCGUAAAUCUGUUAUCAUCUUUGUACCCGGCACGUUUUAUUACAUCGCAGCGUUUUACAAUACGUUUGUUUUUAACUUUACAUAUUAAUUUUAUCAUCGUCUUUGUGAUUAUUAUUGUUAUCCCGGUAGCGAAUCUAUUGAUAAAACUCGUCAACCAUAUAGAAACGUGGAAAUUUGGGAAUUGCGUAAAACAGAUUAAAAAAAUGUUAAGUAUUGACUUUUGGACAAUUUCCGAAACGAGAAAAUCCGCCUAUUUAUACACACAGCUAUUUUUCAAACUCGACGCAUAGUUUUUAAUACAACGUUUAAAAACGCGGCAUACCUUCCAACAAGCGAAUAUAUGUAUACGUAUCUAUAUAUGUAUAUGAAGUACAACGUAUAUAUUUCGCGUUCAAUAUUAUAAUAAUUUCGUACACUGAGAUAGAGUGAAAUGUUGCGUGAGUAUACGUAUAGCGAUGAACAUAAUCGAUAAUAAAGAAUAUAACGCGUGUUACGUGAUCGGAAUCUAGUGAUUAUAUCAUUAUGCAAAGCAAGUAGAACAAUAAACACACUUCAACUCGUCGCUGCAUUUACCCGCAAAACUGAUAUUACAUUUCAUUAUUAAUUACUUUCUUACAUUUUUUACUUAAAAUUUGCAUCAACCUUUACAUAAUUGUAACACGCCUCGCGCUGUAAGCUGCAUACAUUCAUACAUAAUAAUUACAAGAUAUCGGGUUCGCGUCGAAAGUUCGCUGCGGUCAGUUUGCAGAGGAUAAUCGUUGGUUCCCGAUUAAGAUAUCUGUUGAUAGCAUUUAUGCAAAGUUCUUUAAACCAGAUGGUUUGUGGCAGUGAUGCCCUCGUCCGAGGAGGAGAGCUUACUGUGGCUUGCGGGGAGCGGCGGGAGCACGGGAUCCGUUGUGGGAUCUGUCCAGGGGUCAGUGGGUUCGGUAGGAACCGCACCGUCGGCUCAUCAACAUCCUGCAACCGGUGGUCACCGCUCCGUUACAAUUAGAGCCGGAUUAUUGUAUACCGAGGAGAUGUCUUCCCAGGGUCCAGGCAGUGCCGCCGUCGCCGCUGCCGCAGGUGUAACUCCUGCAUCGGCUGACCCCGCUGAACACGACCUGAUCGAUUCCACCGCCGACGCGACCCUCCUCGCACAAUUUCAUGAGGACGCUAUCAAGCAGGCUGGUGUCGGUUCCUUUCAAGCAUUAGUCGCACUGUGUGCCGGUUUGAGUCUCGCCGCAGACACCGUCGAGUUCUUCGUAGUACCCUACAUCCUACCCAGCGCCGAAGUCGAGCUCUGCAUAGAAGACAAUGAAAAAGGAUGGCUUGGCAAUAUAACUUUGGUCGGUCUUGCCCUUGGGGGAUUAUGCUGGGGAGGACUAGGUGACAGGUUGGGAAGACGGAGAGCGCUGCUUUCCGCAAUGGCAGUACAUGCUCUGUUCAGCGGCGUCGCUACCUUUAUGCCAACAUACGGCACUUUCAUGACCGCUAGAUUCUGCUCUGCAAUUGGCGUUGGUGGAGCACUUCCUUUGGCUUUCGCGUACCUCGCAGAAUGCUGUCCUAGGUCCAGCAGAGGCUGUUGGACCGGUGCUCUAGUUGGCGCCGGAGCUCUGGGUGGUGUUUAUGCGGCGCUUUUGGCCUGGGCCGUUGUGCCGACGACAGGGGAAAUGGUAGUUCUCGAGAACAAGGAGCACUUUAGUGCCUGGCAUAGAUUUCUUCUGCUUUGUUGCCUUCCUGCACUUAGUGCAACAAUUGGGCUUGUAUUUUUGCCGGAAAGUCCACGCUACCUUGUCGAGGCGGGAAGAGACGUCGAGGCAAUGAUGGUGUACCAGAGAAUAUACAAAAAGAAUAACGCUCGGAAAGGCGGAACAGGUGCUCAGUAUCAGCUCUCAGAAUUGGAAUUGCCGAGCAAGCGGCCCAGAGGAUUGUCUCCGCCUUCACCAGCCACACACGCCAGUGUUUUAGCUGAUAUUUUGUACUCCAUUGAAAUGUUUUGGAACUCUUUUCUGCAGCUAUUCUCACCUCCUCAUCUACGUAUCACAAUCGUUCUACUCAUCAUUUGGAUAGCUGCCGCAUUUGGCCUCUAUGGUCUGAUGGCAUGGUGUCCUGAAUAUUUGAAACUUCUUAGAGCGACAGAAUACGAAGCUCAGACGAUACACUAUGCCGACAAGACUCACAAUGGACAAGUUUUUAAUGGGUCUUUGGAAAAUCUUCAAUACAAAAACUCUAAAUUUAUCAACUGCAAAUUCACAAAAAUGAUAUUCAGCCACGUCGAUUUUGACAACUGUACGUUUCAAAACGUCGAAUUUAGCAGCAUUAAAUCUAGCAAAACUCAUUUCACCGACAGUACAAUCGUAGACUCAAAAUUCGUGGACACGGAUCUGUCGGCACAAGUCUUCAUUAGAUGUAAAUUGGAGAAUAACACGGAGCUAAGCCUUAGCGGUCCGUGCCCAAGUCUCGACUUAGACUACAACAUAUACAUUGAGGAGGCGCUGCACGGCCACCUCGUGGCGCAGUUGGCCUUCGUCCCUGCGGCAGCUCUGGCUGGGUUUGCGCUGACCAUUGUCCAACGGCCGAUGAUGAUUGGCAUAUCAUUGUUCCUGUCGUCUAUGGCUGCACUCUCUCUCAUGCUUGUGGGCACAAACAGCUUGGCAAUUCUUGGCUUCGAGGGAGGAUUUAUUGUGGUUUUUGCAGUCGCCUGGACCUCACUGACCUUGGCUACAGUCGAGAGCUUCCCUACGCAUCUAAGGUGUACCGGUUUUGGCUUCAUGACAGCCGGCAUACGAUUAUCGGGCUUGAUAGGCACAGCUACUUACCAGACUCUGAUUGGUGCACCGCUAAUUGCGCCAGCACUUCUGACAGCAACGGCAUUGUUCAUUGGAAGUAUAGCUACCUUCAAGCUACCGCAAACCCAUACUGUCUUUUUGUAAAAGAAAAGAGACGAAAAAAGUUAAGUCAUAACGAAAUAAUAUGUGGGUUCGGUACCUGAUUGACGACUUUUUAAACAAAUUGUAUAUGUCUACCAGUGAAGAAAGUAUGUUUGCUUGUAUGUGCAUGUCUGCGUGUGUGAAUCUCUAAUUGUCGUUUGAUUUGUGAGUUUGUUUUUUUUUCUUCUUUUUUGUCUUCAAACAACAAAAAAGCUUCUAGGUACGAAUAUCUACAUAAUUUAAUUACAUUUUUAGCGUCAAAUAACAAUCAACGGUACUUUAUACGUGUAUUAUAGUUCGAUGUUGACAAAUACUCACCGCUGAUUUGGUGCUGCUGUAAACGAAUCCGCAAAAUUCACAAGAAAAGUUGUCCAGCGAAUAAGUGUUUCAGCUAUGGUACAAAAAUUGAUUGUGAAAAAAAGAAAGGCACUCUCGCCGAUCUUUAUAGUCACUGACAGGUUUUAAUGAAAAAAAGAAUCCGUAAAUUUAAAAUUGUAUAAUACAAAAAUAUUCUACAAGCUUGAACCCCCGCGUAUUAUGAAACUAUUAAAAUGACUUGAAUUUAGUAUAUUUAUAGCAAAUGGCAGAAAAGAUUAUUCAUUGAAGUUAAAAAUUAUGUCCUGACCUACUUGACUUACGCCAAAUAUUGCUACUAACGAUAAAGCAUAAUGGAAAAUGCAAUUUUGAACAAUAUAACACCGUGCACGCUGCUUUUAACUUGUUAUACUAGAAUUAACACCUCUACGACUAUUCGAUCAAUGAAUGAUAACGUGUAGAGACGAGUCAAUGAAGUUAUUAUCUAAUUCCCGUUGUCGUAGAUUGUUGAGAGUUGUUAUAUAUACACAGACAUUGAUAAUGUAUGUUUAUUAAAAUAUUAGCCGAAUAAUUAAAAAAGAAAAAAAAAAGAAAGCGAAUGGCAAAUUAAAAGUAGCCGGUUCAUUUAU